Messenger RNA from Leishmania mexicana MHOM/GT/2001/U1103, 330 nucleotides. RefSeq lists its product as hypothetical. The coding region runs from base 1 to 330 and encodes 109 amino acids. The record is from RefSeq and is a predicted model, not a curated record. The transcript has a single exon. Lineage: Eukaryota; Euglenozoa; Kinetoplastea; Trypanosomatida; Trypanosomatidae.
AUGGGCGAGCUUUCGGUCACAGCAACAACGAUCUCGGGCGACACUAUCGCUCUCGACAUGAGCGCUGACAAUGUCUUUGGCUUUCAGCCUGGGCAGAUUGUUCACUUCACAAAGAGCCUGCGGAAUGGAAAGGUGGCGCUCAUCCGCGGUAUCAGCGAAGGGCUGCUCUGGUUUGCCGUGCUGCCGGAUGUCGCUAGCGCAGCCAGUGAGCAGGCGCUGCACGCGCCUGUCAGUACUGUGAGCUGCCGCGGAAAGGAGGAGCUCAUUCGUCAGUACGGGUGGAUGUUGGAUGAUACACGCAACUCAUUUGUCGUGGCAGCAGCACCCUAG